AAAGUGGUAAAGAAGCUUUAGUCAAAAGCAAAGUGACAGCACAGGUCAGGAAGUAGUGGGUUGGGUUGGAAGCUGGAGAGGUGGCUCAAUACUUUGCAUGGCUUGCUACUCUUGCAGAGGACAAAUUUGGUUUCUAUCACCUACAUGUACACAACCAUACAUGCAUUCCAGCCCUAGGGUGGAUGCCCUCUGCUGGUCAUCUCCAGCACAGCAGUGUGAAAUGCACCCAUCCCAUCCCCCAGCCCUUUUACAUGUAUCUUUCAAAAAGGUUGACACAGGCAACAUGAGACAGUUCAGGGCUGCCAAUUAGUGUUUGGGGCUUCCUGAGUACAAGAGGAGGCGUUUGGUUGCUGGUUUUAAUUGACAGGCAUGGAUUACUUGGGAAAUAAGUCUUUGUUUCCUGAAAUUAAGCCAUUAUGUUUCUGUACAAGCAGAAAAUUCUGUAUGUACAGUACAAACAUUGGAAUUCAUGGGAGACAGCAGUCCCGAAUCUGAGCUGAGGUGUUUCCGCAGCAUCUGCUGGCCCUGUAUCAUAUGACCCCUGAAUACACAGUGCAUGUGUUGUUUCAGAACCAAGGCUUCGUGAAGGGGUACAGUGCGGCAUGGGCCAGCAUGACCAGAAACACCUUGGAUUUACCACACUUUUUAAAAUAAUUUUUGACCCUUGCAUGUUUGGAAACCUUCUACUGCUGCCAAUUAUUUUCUGAUCCGCAAAUGGAGUCAUGAUAUAAAGUUUAAGAAGCUAGGCUGCAGCCUAUACAUUUAAAUUGAACUUAGUAAUACCUAACUUGGGCUGGAGAGGUGGCUCAGUGGUUAAGAGCACCGACUGCUCUUCCAUAGGCCCUGAGUUCAAUUCCCAGCAACCACAUGGUGCCUCACAACUAUUUCUAAGGGAGUCUGAUGCCCUCUUCUGGUGUGUCUGAAGAAAGCAAUGGUGGUGUAAUCAUAUACAUAAAAUAAAUAAAUCUUUUUAAAAAAAUACCUAACUUUACUGGGUGUGUAGUCACCUAAACAGAACAACUAAAUGAAAACACUGUAUACUUAUCCAAAUGUAUUUUUAGUUUAUUAAAGAUUUUUUAGUUCGUUUGCCUGCAUAAUUUGUAUGUGUAGGGCUUCAGAACUCUUGUAACUGGAGGUGCAGACAGCUGGAAGUUCUCAUACACAUACAUCAUUCAUACAUAGAAACACACAUGCACACACACUCUACUGACUUCCAAAGCGCCAUAAGAAAAUACUAUCUCAAUCAUCUCCUUUGGUUUCUCAUGGCAGAGGGGACUGUACUCCCAUUACUGUGUUUUCUAGUUUCACAUUCACUUUUUGCCUGUGCUUGUAGUACCCAGUGCUUGUAAUAGUCUCAGACACCAGAAGGGUAUUGGAGCUCCUGGAACUGAAGUUAUAGGUGGCUGUGAACAUCCGUGUGGAUGUCAGGAAUCAAAUCUGGGUCCUUUGCUAGAGCAGUAAAUGAUCCUAAUUGCCAAGCCAUUUGUUUUUAACCUAACUGAACUCAGUUUAUCCAACUUAAACAGGGUGCUUAUUUUCUGAUCGCUGUAAAACAAAAUGGCUCUGCUCUGAGUUCGUUUGAGACUAUAAGAACAUCAACACCCGGGGGGGAGGGGGGGGCGCUGGGGAGAUGGCUCAGCGGUUAAGAGCACUGACUGCUCUUCCAAAGGCCGAGUUCAAAUCCCAGAAACCACAAGGUACAAGGUGGCUCACAACCAUCAGUAAUGAGAUCUGAUGCCCUCUUCUGAUGUGUCUACAGUGUACGUACAUAUUAUAAUAAUAAAUACAUCUUAAAAAAAAAAAAGAACAACACUCUAUCUGCAUGAAGGUCACAGAAAACACAAAACUUGAUUAAAGAGCAGUAUCACGAGUUGCGGGACUUGUCAUUCUGCGAGCGCCCCACAGCAGUUUCAGCUUGUCAUUGUUUCCUGUAACUUUACACAUCCAUAUUUAAUAUAAUUAUCUGCUAAGAUAAUUUUUAUAGAUUUUGCUGUUUACCUUUAAAAACUAUGUUGACCGAGGGUUGGACGGCUCAGCAGUUCAGAACACUUGGUUCUCUUGCAGCAUCUCCAAAUUUGGUUCCCAACACCCACGUGUCGUGUAACUUCAGUUCCAGGGGAUCCUGAAGCCACCUUCUGACUGUUGUGGGCACCAGACACUCACAGGGUGCAGAUACAUACAUGCAGGGAAAACUCCAAUACACGUAGAAAAAUGUACAUUUAUUUAGAGAGUGUGUGUGUAAUGUGUGUACGUGUGUGCGCAACAGUGUGCUUGUGGAGGCCAGAGAACAACUUGCUGGAGCCGGUUCUUGCUUGCCAUCACGUGUGUCCCAGGGAUCGAACUCAGAUUGGCGGCAGAUGUCUGCCUGCUGAGCUAUGUCGCCGGCUCCUACUUUGCUCUUAACCUGCCUCAUCGAAGAUCAGUUCCCCGCCAACUACCUCAGUAGAUGCGGAAGGGGCAGACGAAGGAAAGUAACCAUUAGCCAGGGUCUGCCUGACUCUGGGCCGGAUCGCGUGCUGUCCAACAGCAGCGCUGGCGACAGCUGAAGAGCGAACGCUGGAUUGUUCAGGUCCCCUUCCGUGCCGAGGCUCCGCCUCCUUGGCGCAUGCGCUGUCAGGUGGCCGCACGGGGUGACGGGAGUCCCGCCCAGGACCCGCCCCCUGGCUAGUCCACUGCGGCCAUGUGAGGGAAAUAGUCUCUCUGUGUCCUCGGUUCUCGGUCGUGAAAACUCGGCCGGGACAAGGCUGCCAUGUGCCGUACGAACUAUUGUAGACCAUCAGCACUGAUGCCCGAAGCGGUGGUGUAAGGAGCGCUGUGCGGCGCGCAAGGCGGGAGGGUCCCACAUACUCCCCUGCCGAGCUGGUGUGGUGGUACGUGCCUCAGGGCGCGCACGGCUCCCGCGCUCCGGGCCUCGGACGGGCGGGGGCGCGGGUCCGAGUGCAGCUGCGGCUGCGGGCCGGGCUGUGCCGCCGGGCAGUAGGCAGAGCUACGACGCUGGGCGCGGCGGGCCGGGUGACGCGGGGCCGGGCGCCGCCGCGCCGCCGCGAUCAUGUCGGAGCCGGCGCCCGAAGUUCCAGAGGAGCUAUUCCGCGAGGUCAAGUACUACGCGGUGGGCGACAUCGACCCGCAGGUUAUUCAGCUCCUUAAAGCUGGGAAAGCCAAGGAAGUCUCCUACAAUGCCCUGGCCUCACACAUCAUUUCAGAGGAUGGGGACAACCCAGAGGUGGGAGAAGCCCGUGAGGUCUUUGACUUGCCCGUUGUAAAGCCUUCCUGGGUGACUCUGUCCGUGCAAUGUGGCGCUCUCCUGCCGUAUCCUUUUGUGCGAUAAGGACGGGGAUAGCUGUGGGUUUAAGAAACAAGUCAAUGGUUUCUCUCCAGAGUCCUGUCAGAUUUUUUUUGGACUCACUGCCUGCCUUUCUCAGGCAAUGAGUGUCAUCUGAAGACAGAAGUGCCCUGUGGGCCUUGGUUACGUUCCACGGGGGCAGUUGCCAACUAAACCUUAACAAGAAGUGCACACACUUGAUUGUCCCAGAGCCAAAGGGGGAGAAAUACGAGCGUGCUGUCAAAAGAACAAGUAUUAAGAUUGUCACCCCGGACUGGGUCCUGGACUGUGUGUCUGAGAAGAGGAGGAAGGAUGAAGCGUUUUACCAUCCACGCCUGAUCAUCUAUGAGGAGGAGGAAGAGGAGGAGGAAGAGGGAGACAACGAGGAGCAGGACUCCCAGAACGAGGGCAGCACUGAGAAGUCCAGUGUCGCCAGCUCUGCAGUGGCCUCCCCUGCUGAGCAGCCGUGCUCUCCCAAGCCCAGGGCUGAGGUGUCCAAAGGAGAGUUGAUGUUUGAUGACUCUUCUGACUCAUCCCCUGAAAAGCAGGAGCGCAGCUUGAACUGGGCCCCUGCUGAAGCCCCACCACUCAACACAGCCCAGCGCAGGCUGCCUCAGGGAAAAGGGCCAGGACUCAUUAACCUGUGUGCCAAUGUCCCACCUGUUCCAGGGGACAUUCUGCCUCCUGACAUGCGGGGUAACUUGAUGGCCCCUGGACAAAACCUCCAGAAUUCUGAGCGGUCAGAAAUACUAGGGACCUGGAGCCCAGCUGUCCGGACGUUGCGAAACAUUACAAACAAUGCUGAUAUCCAGCAGAUCAACCGGCCAUCCAAUGUUGCACAUAUCUUACAAUCCCUUUCAGCACCCACAAAAAGCCUAGAGCAGCAGGUGGCCCGUGGCCAGCAGGGACACCCCAAUGCCAGUGCUGUGCUGUUUGGCCAGGCUAAAGGUGCUCCCGAGACACACGUGUUGCAGCAGCACCACCCUCCCCAGCAGCCUCAGCAGCAGCACCCAGCCCUGCACCUCCAGCCCCAGAUCAUGCAGCUCCAGCAGCAGCAGCAGCAGCAGCAACAGCAGCAGCAGCAGCCCCAGCCCUACCCCCAGCCUCCAUCACAUCAGUUCCCGCAGCAAGUCCAUCAGCAUCAGUUCUCUCAGCAGCAGCUCCAGUUUCCACAGCAACCAUUACACCCUCAGCAGCAGUUGCAUCGUCCUCAACAGCAGCUGCAGCCAUUUCAGCAGCAGCAUGCCCUGCAGCAGCAGCUUCAUCAGUUGCAGCAGCAGCAGCUCCAGCACCACCAGUUAGCACAGCUCCAGCAACAGCAGCAACAGCAGCACAACCUUCUCCAGCAGCAGCAACAACAGCAGCAGCUCCAACGCUUGCAGCAGCAGCAGCAGAUGCAGAAUCAAGCAGCACACUUGAGCCAAGCGUCCCAGGCACUACAGCACCAGGUUCUACCCCAGCAGCCCCUGCAGCUGUCCCUGCAGCCCCCACCUCAGCAACAGCAGCAGCAGCAGCUUUUUGGACAUGACCCAGCAGUGGAGAUUCCAGAAGAAAGCUUCUUGCUAGGAUGUGUGUUUGCAAUUGCGGACUAUCCCGAGCAGAUGUCGGAUAAGCAGCUGCUGGCCACCUGGAAAAGGAUAAUCCAGGCACAUGGUGGCACUGUGGACCCCACUUUCACAAGCCGAUGUACACACCUCCUCUGCGCAAGUCAAGUCAGUAGUAUGUACACACAGGCACUACGGGAGAGAAAGCGGUGUGUCACUGCACACUGGCUCAACACAGUGCUGAAGAAGAAGAAGCUGAUGCCCCCUCAUCGAGCCCUGCAUUUCCCGGUGGCGUUCCCACCUGGGGGCAAACCCUGUUCACAGCAUAUUAUCUCUGUGACUGGAUUUGUUGACAAUGACAGAGAUGACCUGAAGUUAAUGGCAUACCUGGCAGGUGCCAAGUACACAGGGUACCUGUGCCGUAGCAACACAGUCCUCAUCUGUAAAGAACCAAGCGGCUUGAAGUAUGAAAAGGCCAAAGAGUGGAGGAUCCCAUGUGUGAAUGCACAGUGGCUGGGGGACAUUCUGCUGGGGAACUUUGAGGCCCUGCGGCAAGUGCAGUACAGCCGGUACACCGCCUUCAACAUGCCGGACCCCUUCGUUCCCACUCCACACUUGGUCUUGGGUCUUCUAGAUGCAUGGAGGACCCCAGUGAAGGUGACUGCAGAGCUGUUGAUGGGUGUAAGAUUACCUCCUAAGCUGAAACCAAAUGAGGUCGCUAACAUCCAGCCUUCUUCUAAAAGAGCCAGAAUUGAAGACUUGCCACCUCCCACUAAGAAGCUGACUCCAGAGCUGACGCCUUUAGUGCUCUUCACUGGGUUUGAGCCUGUUCAAGUUCAGCAGUACAUUAAGAAGCUGUACAUUCUUGGUGGGGAAGUUGCUGAGUGCACGAAGAAGUGUACCCACCUCAUUGCCAGCAAGGUGACACGCACAGUGAAAUUCUUGACGGCCAUCUCUGUAGUAAAGCACAUUGUGACUCCGGACUGGCUGGAGGAGUGCUUCAAGCGCCAGACAUUUAUCGAUGAGCAGAACUACAUCCUUCGAGAUGCUGAGGCAGAAGUGCUCUUCUCUUUCAGUCUGGAAGAGUCCUUAAAGCGAGCCCAUGUCUCUCCCCUCUUUAAGACAAAGUAUUUCUAUAUCACCCCUGGCAUCUGCCCAAGCCUUGCAACUAUGAAGGCAAUUGUAGAGUGUGCAGGGGGAAAGGUGCUAGCCAAGCAGCCGUCCUUCCGGAAGCUCAUGGAGCACAAGCAGAAUAAGAGUCUUUCAGAGAUCAUUUUAAUAUCCUGUGAGAACGACCUGCACUUAUGUCGCGAGUACUUUGCCAGGGGAAUAGAUGUUCACAAUGCGGAGUUUGUCCUGACUGGAGUACUCACACAGACACUGGACUAUGAAUCAUAUCCUUUACGAAGGCGCAUUGCAGGGACAGGUGAGGCUGAAGGCGCAUUUGCAAGUUAAAAAGGGGCAUCAUGGUUCUGGUCUCCAGACUUUUUCCUUGCUAUUACAGGUGACCUGCCUAUUUAGCUUACAUAGGUGUUGAAGGAUUUUACAGUUUGACCCCAUAGAAAAAGAUGGGAGUCUAUGCCUGAGGGCUAUUCCACCCUCCACAGCCAUGAGGUGGGAAGUGACACAGCUUGAUAUGGCAUUAUAGUUAAGGUACAGAUGUGGCUGGGUCUGUGUUGAACAGCUAAGGUUUUUCAGGCUCCCAGGGAGGAAGCCUGUCAGUUUACAGUCUGUAUCACUAAAUCUCAGCUAUUAGUUUUAGAAGGACUCAGAUUUUGUUUUUCUUUUUUUUUUAAGAUUUAUUUUAUUUAUAUGUAUGAGAACACUGUUGCUGUCUUAAGACACACCAGAAGAGGGCAUCAAAUCUUGUUACAGAUGGUUGUGAGCCACCAUGUGGUUGCUGGGAAUUGAACUCCAGACCUCUGGAAGAGCAGUCAGUGCUCUUAACCACUGAGCCAUCUCUCCAGCCCAGGGCACAGAUACUUGAGAGGAGGUUUUACUUUAUUGCAUGCUGGCCUGGCACCCUGUGGCCUGGGCUGACUUCAUAGGGAUCACCUUGAGUGCCAGGAUUUCAGGCAUGAGCCACUGUGCCCAGCUGAGGUGGUUACUUUAAUGUGUGAAAAGCCCCCAGAUUAGAGUGAUGUCAUUAUUGGUCCUCCAUCUGUGUGGUGUCACCCAGCUGAGUGCAUUUACCAAACACUUCCUCUUAGCCCCGAGAGCUCAGUAAACAGAGCUAGAUGACAUAGCUUGGUGGCCGUAGGAGCUAGCAGGAGUCCCUGGCAGGGAUCUUCCUCCAAGCAGACUGAGCUGGACAGUGACAGGAGGCAGGUGUGCUGUAGCAUCUGGUCUUUAUACAGCACAUCCUCUGAUGACUUCUCCAGGCUUCUCCAGACUUCUUCUUAACACUGCUUGCACUUGAGAACAUGGUAGAGCUGCUUCUCAGGUUACAUUGGUCAACUGAAGACCUGCCCAUGCCUAUUGCCCAGUGGUUCUCAACCUGUGGGUGUCAACUCCUUUAGGGUCAAAUGAACCUUUCACAGGAAUUGCAUAUCAGAUAUUUACAUUACAAUUCAUAACACUAGUAAAAAUUACAGUUAUAAAGUAGCAAUGAAAAUAAUUUGGUGGUUGAGGCUCACCACAACAUGAGGUAUUUAAUGGUUUGCAGUUUUAAGAAUUUUGAAGAUCACUGCUGCUCUCAAUGUUGCCCACAUAAGACACUUAGGGUGACAGCUCUCUUAAGGACAUGUUUUUGUGGUGGCUUUGGGGACAGGAAACCAGGAAUGUAAUGUGCUUGGAUUAGGCUUUAGCUAUGACCUAAGCAGGGUGCCUCCACUCAGCCACCCAUGUGGCAGAUAGAGAGCCUAUGCCAUGGGUGUUGGAGUUUGCAACAGGACAAGAUAGCUUGAAUACAGAAGGAGGUGGUCUCUAGAACUACAUGGGGGGACUCUGGCCUAAUGUGGCCCUGCUACCUUGUGUGUGAAAACCAUUUUCCUCAAUGAGGCCACAUAUAAAUUUAACUGAUGGCCUCUUGCUGCUGCUAGCCUGGAGCCUGGAGCACAAGGGUAGCUGCUGGCAGCAUGAACCAGGACUCCCUCCCCGCAGAGGGCUUGUUUUCCAGCUCUGCCUUAGGGAGAGACCUCGACCAGGAAGACAGAUGUAAUACUGACUGCAUCGUGUUAAGAUGUGUGAUCUUAUUCUAGGAAACAUAAAUUAUGUUUUGUAUUAUAUGCCUAAGAGCCCACAUUAAGUCUUCUGAUUAAUUUGCCAGGUUUUUAAUGUGUUUUCAGAAAGCUGUGUGAAAUUUCAUCUACAAAUAAAAAUGAUGUAAAUAAGACUUUGCUGUCUAAAUUAUGGCUGUUAAAGAUAUGAAAUGUUUUGUACUUUGAUUAUUUUUAUUUCUUACACUUUUCUUUUAUAUUGAUAACUUGCUCACAGUUAAAUAAAUGUACUUUUGAACUUAGAA
Mus musculus (house mouse) is the source of this 8329-nucleotide messenger RNA. It is a transcript of the gene Paxip1, whose product is annotated as PAX interacting (with transcription-activation domain) protein 1. Bases 3832 to 6321 code for a protein of 829 amino acids. The record is from RefSeq and is a predicted model, not a curated record. Gene Ontology annotation, cellular component: nucleus; histone methyltransferase complex; chromosome. NCBI's taxonomy places the organism in Eukaryota, Metazoa, Chordata, Mammalia, Rodentia, Muridae. Gene Ontology annotation, biological process: DNA damage response, signal transduction by p53 class mediator; response to ionizing radiation; DNA damage response. The transcript has 21 exons.